CGGCGCAACCCAAACAACUUUGAACUUUUAACCCCUACAACUUUCACUAAACCACAAACACCGACUCUAGGGACCUUCGUUUAUUCCGACAACCCGCAGCCAUCAUGGCUUCAGAUUUGGGCCAGAUCGCCCAGCUGUUGGAUGCGACCCUUGAUCCCAUCAAGCACAAGAAAGCCGAGGCUGCACUCAAGCUCGAAGAAAAGAAGCCCCAGUUCUCCCUCCAACUACUCAAGAUUGUCGCAACUGAGAGUCUUGAACCCAAAAUCCGCCUUUCAGGUGCACUCUGCUUCAAAAAUUUCAUCCGGCACAAUUAUGUGGACGAGGAUCGAAACUACAAGCUACCCGUCGACGAGGUAAACACGAUAAAGCGAGAGCUUAUUGGACUCAUGAUCGCUUGCCCCGCCACCAUUCAAACACAAUUAGGAGAAGCCAUAAGUAUUAUUGCCGACUCCGACUUUUGGGAUCGAUGGGACACACUUGUUGCCGACCUUGUAUCACGAUUCACACCCAGCGACUUCAAGGUCAACAAUGGCGUGCUGGAAGUCGCACAUUCCAUCUUUGCGAGAUGGCGACCCUUGUACCGCUCUGAUGGCCUGUACACUGAGAUCAACCACGUACUCGAAACAUUUGCAUUGCCGUACCUUAAUCUUCUAAGUGCUACGGAUCACCAAAUUACUGCACAUGCCAACGACAAGGAGGCCUUGAAGAACUACUUCGAUACAUUGAGCCUACUAAUAAAGGUAUUCUAUGACCUAUCAUGCCAGGAUAUGCCGCCACAAUUCGAAUCGAACCUAGAGCAUAUCUCAACUCUGCUUCACAAAUACUUGACGUACGAGAACCCGCUUUUAGAGACCGAUGACGAUUCGGAAGCUGGCAUCAUCCAGAUAGUCAAAGCCGACAUCUGUGAGGUUUUACAGCUCUAUGUGACGAAGUUCGACGACGAUUUUGGUCGGUAUACGCAGGUAUUCAUUGGUAGUGCAUGGAACCUGCUCUCGGCCAUAGGUCAGGAAACUAAGUAUGAUAACCUCGUCAGCAAGGCCUUGCACUUUCUAACAGCAAUCGCCGCCUCUCCAACGCACUCAGCUGCAUUCAAUAGCGAGAACGUCCUAAACCAAGUUGUAGAGAAGGUUAUUAUACCUAAUGUUGCCCUGAGAGAAACCGAUAUCGAACUGUUCGAAGAUGAGCCCAUUGAGUUUAUUCGGCGUGAUCUCGAGGGAUCAGAUACGGAUUCCCGAAGAAGAGCAGCGACCGACUUCUUAAAGCAGCUUCAAGGCAACUUCGAAGAAUUGGUUACCAGUGUCGCCGGAAGAUAUGUCAACCUCUACCUAGAGCAAGGCAAGACGGAUUGGAAGCACAAGGACACAGCUAUUUCGCUAUUCUUUGCUGUCGCGGCCAAAGGUGCCGUGACCGCGGCGCACGGUGUCAGAACCGUAAAUACACAGGUUAAUGUGGUCGAGUUCUUCCAACAGCAUAUUGCGAAUGACUUAAUUUCGGAUGCUGGCAUCGAACCAAUCUCCAAGGUUGACGCUAUCAAGUACCUAUACACCUUCCGAAGUCAACUAACGAAAGAGCAAUGGCAAGCAGCGUUUCAACCCCUGGUUCAAAACCUGGGCUCAUCGAACUAUGUUGUCUAUACCUACGCCGCUAUUUGCGUAGAGAGGCUCCUCUUCUUAACUGAUGAUUCCGGCGCUCGCUUUUUCACCCGGGUUGACAUUGAACCUGUCGCAAAAGAUCUCCUGGACCACCUCUUUAAGCUCGUAGAAAAGGAGAACUCCCCGGCAAAGCUGCAAGAGAACGAGUUUCUCAUGCGCUGCAUCAUGCGGGUUCUGAUUGUCAUGAAUACCGGCAUCCUCGGCUUUGCCGAUAUGAUCCUCGAUCAUUUAGUAGCAAUCACGAAUGUCAUCAAGACUAACCCCAGCAACCCCCGCUUCUAUUACUAUCACUUCGAGGCCUUAGGUGCCGUCGUAACCUAUGGUUCAUCUGGCGGAACGGCCAAGCUUGAGGCCCGCCUAUGGGAGCCCUUCAAUCAAAUAAUCGCAGAAGAAGCGAACGAAUUCAUACCAUAUAUUUUCCAGAUCUUGGCGAAAUUGUUGGAACUGGACCCAUCUGGAGCCCUUUCCAGCCAAUUCCAAGCGCUAGUACCUCCUUUGAUGAUGCCGACGCUUUGGGAAACGAGAGGAAAUGUUCCUGCCCUCACACGACUAUUAUCCGCGAUAAUACCGAGAGCGUCUAGCUCUAUCGUCGCUGAAAACCAAGUCCAACCAAUUCUUGGCAUUUUCCAAACACUUCUUCGCAGCAAGAAAACGGAGCAGAACGCAUUUGACCUACUUGAGUCUAUCGUUCUAUCAAUUCCUAGGAAUGCUCUUGAGCCAUACUUCAAGGAGAUUUUAUCUCUCCUCUUCACAAAGCUCCAAGGCUCUCCAUCGGAAUCGUUCAAAUUACGAUUUGUACGAUUUUACCACCUGGUGUCGGCCAGAGUGGAUGCCGGUUUAGGUACUGAUUUCUUCGUCAGCCAAGUAGACCUGGUCCAGAACAACCUUUUCGUUCAAAUCUACUUAAGCAUCGUUCUUCCGACAUCAGAUUUGCUGAAUCGCCCGGUCGAUCGUAAACUUGCCGUGAUAUCCUUCGCCAAGUCGAUGGGUGACAGUGCCGCAUUUGCCCAACGUUACCAAAAGGGAUGGCGGUUUACCUGUGAGGCUAUGCUGAAGUUGUUGUUGAACGCACCUAAGGUAGCGAGCGGUGCAGGCGACGACGUGAUCAACGAGGCAGACGUGGACGACAUCGGAUUCGGCCUAGGUUUCACCGCCCUAAACACGUGCAAGAAGUCCGUUCAGGAUAUCUACCCCGAGAUCCAGGACGUCAAGGUUUGGGUUCGCCAGUAUCUGACCGACGCCAAUACUCGGCACAACGGUGCUAUCGCGAAGUACAUCAUAGAGAGACUCUCGGAUGAGGGUAAGGCGGCUAUGACAAUCUACGUGGGUUAAGUUUGGGGGGCCGGGGUUAGGUAGACGAAAAGUUCACGACAUGAUCACUUGGUGGAGGGAUGGUGGUAGGUAAGAAUAACGUCUGUGGAUCCUGGGAUCUUGAUGAAUUGGUCUCGGAGAUUUCGGUCGUAGGCUAUGUUGCUGGGUAUGAUACGAAAAAGGCUUGCGGUAAGUCAGAAGUAGAUAGUCAAUGCCAAAAUGCACCUGCAGAGUAUGAGCAUGCGGGUUUUGAGUAAAAUAAUGGCGAUUAUAUGUCCGGGGGAAAUACUAGGGUUUUAUUGGGCCACAUCGUCGGCUCUCCUUAGAUUAUGGGUGUUGAGUCUCGGAUGAAGACACUGACCAAUCGUUAUUCUGGAACGGGUUUCCUUCUUUUCCCUUUCGUCUCUACAAGUCUCUUUUAGAAGCUAUCG
Molecule: messenger RNA, 3394 nt
Organism: Annulohypoxylon maeteangense
Lineage: Eukaryota; Fungi; Ascomycota; Sordariomycetes; Xylariales; Hypoxylaceae
Product: putative mportin-alpha export receptor
Exons: 6
Coding region: 105-2984 (959 amino acids)
Biological process (GO): protein export from nucleus; protein import into nucleus
Cellular component (GO): cytosol; nuclear envelope
Molecular function (GO): nuclear export signal receptor activity; small GTPase binding
Source: RefSeq, a predicted model, not a curated record